Molecule: messenger RNA, 1835 nt
Organism: Amaranthus tricolor (Joseph's coat)
Lineage: Eukaryota; Viridiplantae; Streptophyta; Magnoliopsida; Caryophyllales; Amaranthaceae
Exons: 5
Coding region: 297-896 (199 amino acids)
Source: RefSeq, a predicted model, not a curated record
AUAAGUAGAUAACCAUUGGUUGGUCUGCUUGGAAAAUUCCUCUCCAGGUUGCCAUGAAUACUUUUCAUUUUCUCAAAUACUUACAUAUUCUACCUUUUCCCUCCAUUUUUAAUGGAUGUGUACUAACCAUUCCUCACUAAUAUUUAAUUAUUGACUUAAUUACUUUUUACACAUUUUUCUUAAUAUUCUAAGUUUGAAGCACUCAACGUAUAUAGAAGUAUUAAAUAUUUAUGUUCCAAAAUCUUAUCAUUUGAUCACAUUCUUAUUAUUUCAACAAUAAUAUUAGCAAAAUUUCCAUGGAAAUGAGCUUGGUUUUGGCAAAACCAUCAACAUGCUUCAAUAGGUCAUCAUAUUUCCACCCUCUACAACAUCUUAAGCAUGAUUUUAGUUAUGAUCUAAGAUUCUCUACACAAACGGAAAGAAGGUUUCAUUUAGCAAUUAGGAGUAGUCUUCAACCAGUUCCACCACCAAUGCCACCACCAAAUCCAUCAUCAAAUCCUCUUCCUGGAUUUCCUGGGAAAGGGUGGAUAGCGGGAGCAAUUCUUGCAUUAUUGUUACCGUUUUUGAAGAACAAAUGGGGGCCCUUACUCUUAUUCAAAAAAGCUGAAGAAAAACUAGAGACAAUAGAAGUAAUAGCAGAAACGUUGGAGAAAGUGGCAGAUGGGGUGGAGCAGAUAGCUGAGGAUAUUGGAAAAGAUCUUCCUGAAGGAGCUUUUAAAAGGACGGCUUUGUUAAUUGAAGAUGUUGCUGAGAAAGUUGAAGCUGCUGCUCAUUUUACUGAUUCAGCCAUUGACAAGAUACAAGAAUUAGAUGAAGAAGUGGAAUCCUUGAUUGAGUUAAAUCAGAGAAGUGCGAGCGAGUUAAGUGAAGAAAAGACAAACACCAAACAGGCAUAAAUGCUAUUAUUAUGUACAAAGUAUCUCAUUUGGAUAUUUUAUGAAAAAAACUCCUCAAGUUUAGUCUUAAAAAGUGUUAGAACGACGAUGUUUAAAUGUUUAAAAGCGACCCCAGCUUUGCAAAUUAUUACUAAGAUAAUAUGCCGAUGUCAAAUUUUUUGAUUGUAGAUUUGUAGUGGAAGAUUUAUAUUUUUUGCUGUGAUUUUAUGUGGAAGAUAUAUUAGUUAGUUAAUAUGUAAACUUAUAAACAAACUAUUGUUCCAAUGUAAUUGUAAAAAUUGUUUUUUUUUUUAUUAUUUAUGACGUAUUAACGGUAAAAUAUUUAAUGAGAAAAUAAAAAAUAGACUAUAUAAAUGAAGAUAAGUAAAGCUAAAUUAUAAGGAAAGAAAAAUGAUAAAGAAUAUAAUAAUAUGAGAAAAUAAAUGAAAAAUAAGAUAAUCGAUCUUAAUUUGAGUGAGAAGAAGGAAAAUGAUUAUGUGCUUCGAGAAAAGUACUUGCAGCUCCAUCAAACACAAUGUGCACAUAUGGAUUAUCCGUUUUUAAAAAAUAAUCUAAAACAACUACGCUGACCCUAACUCUAUGGUUAUGAUAUCGUUACAACUUUACACAAACAGCUUAUUUAUGAUACCAAACUAUUUCUCAAUGCAUAUUAUAUAAAAACUUGGGAAAAAUGCAAAAAAGUAUCUAAGAAAUUUUUUUUUAAAAAAAUACCUAAUAAAAAAAAUUUUGUCAAAAAAUACCUGAUAACAUUUUUUCAUUUCCAAAGAAUACCAAUUAACGUUUUCCUUCAGUUGAUCGUCAAAUAUAACGGUUCACUGAUCAAAGUCAAAAAUUCGUCUUCCUCAUCUUCAAUUUCUUUUCCAAUUCAAUUUCUUCAUUAUCUUGUUCUUCUACUUUUUACUCAAAAUCAAAAUUAAAUUGUAAAAGAAAUUGAAGAUG